This is a messenger RNA of Bradysia coprophila, 717 nucleotides long. RefSeq lists its product as uncharacterized. The record is from RefSeq and is a predicted model, not a curated record. Lineage: Eukaryota; Metazoa; Arthropoda; Insecta; Diptera; Sciaridae.
GUUACUGUGCGAGAUUGAAACGAAAUUGUUGCGAUUGUAAAAUUUGUUUAAGAGAGUAUCAAGAGUAUGAUUUUUCCGCGGUAUUUUCGACUGAUACAAAGCUGGUUUCCAUCGAACAAUUGGCUAGUGAAGUUGUCAUUGUUUCAUGAUAAACGAGGACCAGUUUGGGCCACUCUAAAAAUAUUGACUGAUACACUUAAGAGGCACAAUAUCAAUUAUGCCGUUGUUGGAGGUGUUGCUGUACACAUACAUGGUUAUGAGCGCCUUACAAACGAUUGCGAUAUUUUGCUAGCAAAAGCGGAUGUCAAAUGUUUUGAAGAAAAUAUUGUUGGAACGUAUGUCAAGCCGAAGUUCAAAGGAGCUAAGAGAAAAUUCGUUUGCAACGAGACGAAAUGUCCGAUUGACAUUAUCAUUGAAGGCGAGUAUCCAGGCAAAGGAGAAGAAGUGCCAGUGGCAUUCCCUUCUCCAAGAACAUCCAGCCAAUUGAUUGAUGGUAUGUGGGUUAUAACAUUGGUGAAAUUAAUUGAACUCAAACUUUCAUCGUACAAAUCAUUGCCUGGGCAUCGUGUAAAAGAUAAGGCCGAUGUAGUUGAAUUGAUCGUAGCUAACAAUCUGAAAAAACCAUUUGCGGAUCUUCUUCACCCAUAUGUGCGAAGCGAUUAUAAAGAUAUCAUUGAUUUAAUGGAAAAAGAAAAACUUGAAAUUAAAUGAAAAUCG